Molecule: messenger RNA, 951 nt
Organism: Gigantopelta aegis
Lineage: Eukaryota; Metazoa; Mollusca; Gastropoda; Neomphalida; Peltospiridae
Product: protein TRACHEARY ELEMENT DIFFERENTIATION-RELATED 7-like
Exons: 4
Coding region: 121-735 (204 amino acids)
Cellular component (GO): membrane
Source: RefSeq, a predicted model, not a curated record
GUGACGUCAAGGGUUUUGAACGGCAUAUGACGUCAAGAUUGUUUUGCUGUGUCGUAAUUCAGUCCGCUGAUUUAUUGUGUGUCGAACAUAUUUACACAGUUACCAGGAGGUCGGAACAGAAUGUCAGGGCACCAUUCAGGGCACCACUCGGGGCACCAUUCAGAGCACCACUCGGGGCACCACUCAGGGCACCACUCAGAGCACCAUUCAAGACACCACCGGAACCGCUCCCGCUCACCAACACCAUCCGGGUCAGAUUCACCGACGCCAUCAGAUUCGCCGACGCCAUCAGAUUCGCCGGCGCGAUCAGAUUCACCGACGUCAUCCCAUACCUAUUCACAGUCUCGGUCGCCGCCGCCAACUCCACCGUUGCCGCCGCCGCCACCGUUGCCGCCGCCGCCGCCUCCCAGUCCGCCGCCGUCGCCACCACCACCGUAUAGGAGUCCGUCACCAACAUCUCGACAACAGCAUCAAUAUGACGAGGAAUAUGGUGACGUUCCAGUGAUCAAACCUUACGACUACUUCAUCAUAUCUCUCGUGUCUUGCCUGUUCUGCUUUCCCCUCGCGGCGUUGGCUUUGAUAUACGUUAAGAAAUCACGUGCAGCCAGUAAGAAGAAAAAUUAUGGAAUGGGGCGGAAACACGGACUGUAUGCUAGACGGUACGCGCUUUUCGCCAUUUUGACGGGACUCAGUUGGAUAAUCGGACUCGUACUUGGAGCAACAACGUUGUGCUAACUGAAAGAAAACAAAUUGGUUUACCGACCGCUCUCUUUUCUUCAAGCCCUGCCACAUACUACGAAUGACCUAAAUAAUGGAAUACUAUAUAUAGCAUUUUGUUCAAACAUUUUAUUAUCUAACACUUACUUAUUGCUGUCAAAAUGUUUGUGGAAGAUUGAAGAGUUUGUUACAAAUAAUACCAAUAAAUUACCCUUUUUUCUGUUAUUACUUUGA